Messenger RNA from Erinaceus europaeus (western European hedgehog), 2447 nucleotides. It is a transcript of the gene RNASE10, whose product is annotated as ribonuclease A family member 10 (inactive). The coding region runs from base 91 to 741 and encodes 216 amino acids. Lineage: Eukaryota; Metazoa; Chordata; Mammalia; Eulipotyphla; Erinaceidae. The transcript is spliced from 2 exons. The record is from RefSeq and is a predicted model, not a curated record. Gene Ontology annotation, molecular function: nucleic acid binding.
AUACAGCUCAGAGAAGACACCCUGGAACACAAGAACUUGGGAAGCUGGAGGACACAAGAUCUUUUCAAACGACUUAGGUGUGCAGGCAAAAUGAAGCUGACUGUGGUACAGAUCUUCCUCAUGGUGUUGCUGCUGCUUCUGGGUCUGGGCGUGGGUCUGGGCUUGGGUCUCCACAUGGCCGCAGCCAUCUUGGAGGAGAGUGAUCAGUCACUGAGUGAGUUUUGGUCCAGUGAUUCCCAGGGUAAGACUGAGGCCAAGGAGGAAAGAAAGGGCUCCCAAACCAAUAAGAUUCUGGUGCUUAGCCAGAAAGAGAGGCUUCUACCUCGCUGGCAGGAAAAGAUCCACCUAAGUGAAGAUGAGGUUGGAGGAAACAAGAUACUCAGAGCUGAGGCUGUCUCUCACAGCAGCCGAGACUAUCUUCGGAUGGACUUGAUGGCCAGGGAGUGCAAUGCCAUGAUGGCGCACAAGAAAAGGGAUCACAACCACACCUGCAUCGACCAGUACACGUUCAUCCACGAGGAUCUAGACACAGUCAAAGCUGUCUGUAAGAGUCCUGUGGUUGCCUGCGAGCUUAAGAAAGCCAAGUGUCACAAAAGCUCCCGCCCUUUUGAUUUGACUUUCUGUAAAUUGUCCAAACCAGGCCAACUCACCCCUCACUGCAAUUACCUAACUUUCAUUCUAGAAAAGUACAUUAUCCUCUCUUGUAAUGACAUGAAGGUCCAGGUAGCAUCUGGUCAAUGAAACAAUUUUUUUUUUUUUGCCUCCAAGAUUAUCGGCUGAGGCUCGGUGCUCCUGGAGGUCAUUUUUUCCCAUUUUUGUUGCCCUUGUUAUAAAUGUUAUUGCUGUUGGAUAGGACAAAGAAAUCGAGAGAGGAGGGGAAGACAGGGGGAGAGAAACACACCUGCAGACCUGCUUCACUGCUUAUAAAGCGACUCCCUGCAGGUGGGGAGCCGAAAGCUUGAACCAGGAUCCUUACGCCAGUCCCUCGGUACUUGGCGCCAAGUGUGUUUAACCUGCUGCUCUACCACCCGGCCCCAUACAAGAAAUAAUUUAUUCUCUUCUUUCUUGUUACCUUCUAUUCCUCUCUUCCCACAACCUCUUUUCCAUAUAACUCUCCUCUUAAUGGCUCUGCAAAAGAUGUCAAGGAAAGAGAAGAUACUCUACUUUUCACCACCCCCUCCAACAUGUGUGUAUGUGUGUGUGUUUUUCCCUUGGACUCAAUCAACUUGUAUUUUGUUCUGGGAUUAGAAGUGGCAGGGGAGAUCAGGGUAAGGAUGUCUAAUCUCUUUAGGUUCCCUGUUUACAAACCCUAUCUCUUGCCCUGGAAAGAGACUCCUCUGUGGUGCUGUUGUCAGUCUGCUCCCUUUUUCACCGGGGUCCUGACUACAAAGGGCUUAGUGUCCCCUUUACCCAUGUCUUUCCCUACUAUCUACCCAGAGCCUCCGUGACAAUCAUAUGUGCCUCCUGGCAUUCCAUACAGCAUUUCUCAUUAGUGAGCACAAAUUAAAGUGAUUCUGUGCCUAUGUCUGGAGAACCAUGUGGAUCAGCUUUCUUUCCGUGAGCCUGUACAGACACAGGUCCUGGAGUUAGUGCUCUCCUGGAUGGGGUGUAGCAUACAGAGGAUGGACACACAGGCAUGAGGUCCUGAGAUUGAUCCCAGACAUCAUAUAUACCAGAAUGACGCUCCAAUUCUCUCCUCAGCAUCUCUCUGAUAGAUUACCAGGUGGUGAUAUGUGGUUAAGUGCACGUAUCACCAUGCACAAGGCCCCAGGUUCAGCACCCCCCGUCUCCACCUCCAUAACCGCAGAGAGGAGGUUUCACAAGCAGGGAAGCAGGCCUGCAGGCGUCUGUCUUUCUCUCUCCCUCCUCUCUCAAAUUCUCUCUGCCCUAUCUAACAAAAAUUAGAAAGAAAAAAAAAAGCAAAUGAAAACAAAACAAACAAAUACCCAACAGGAAAAACUGGCUGCCGGGAGCAGUGUAGUUGUCAACAAACAAGCCCCCAGCCACAACCCUGGUGGUGAAAAUAAUUGCUGAAUAAAUCAAUCAAUCCAGUUUAAGGAACUGCUGGCCAAGUUCUGUUGAAGGAAGACCAGAGCAGAACAUACUGUGGAGGCCGGUGGCGGCACACUCAAUAGAAUACACACAUUAUCAACAAGGACCUGAGUUACUCAAGAGCAGUGGAGAAGUCCCAGUCAGCCACUCUUUCUCUCUCCCUCUCUCCUCCCCUCUCUGUUAUCUCUGUCUCUCUCACAAAAAGAAAGAAAAAGAAUUUUUUUAAAAAAAUCAUAAAAGUGGGGCCAGAUGGUGGUGCACCUGGUUGAGUGCAUGUUACAAUGUUCAAGGAUGUCGGUUCCAGCCCCUGGUUCCCACCUGCAGGGGGAAAGCUUCACAAGUUGUGAAGCAGGGCUGCAGGUGUGUGUGUGUGUGUGUCUCUCUCUCUCCCUCUC